Molecule: messenger RNA, 3090 nt
Organism: Antrostomus carolinensis (chuck-will's-widow)
Lineage: Eukaryota; Metazoa; Chordata; Aves; Caprimulgiformes; Caprimulgidae
Gene: PAN2
Product: poly(A) specific ribonuclease subunit PAN2
Exons: 21
Biological process (GO): nuclear-transcribed mRNA poly(A) tail shortening
Cellular component (GO): P-body; PAN complex
Molecular function (GO): poly(A)-specific ribonuclease activity; protein binding
Source: RefSeq, a predicted model, not a curated record
AUGAAUUUUGAAGGUCUUGACCCCUCCCUCGCUGAAUAUGCUUCCCCCCUGCACCCCACGCUGGAUCCUGUCCUGGACCCCCACCUCAACCCCAACUUGCUGCAGAACGUGGAGCUGGAUCCCGAGGCGGUGCCGUUAGAGGGGCUCCCGGUACCGGAGUCGGUGCAUCUCAUGGAGGGCAUGUACAGCGAGCUGCACACCGCCGUCUCCGAAGUGGGGGGGCCCGUCUCUGUCUCCCACUUUGACCUGCACGAGGAGAUGCUGUGGGUCGGGAACCACGGGGGCCACGCCACCUCCUUCUUCGGCCCGACGCUGGAGCGAUAUUCCUCCUUCCAAGUGAACAGCAGCGACGACAUCCGCCAGAUCCAGAGCCUGGAGAACGGUGUCCUUUUCCUGACCAAAACCAACCUGAAGUACAUGUCACGAGGAGGCCUCAUCAUUUUUGACUACCUCAUGGAUGAGUCCGAGGACAUGCACAGUCUCCUGCUGACAGACAGCAGCACGCUGCUUGUUGGUGGGCUGCAGAACCACGUCAUUGAGAUAGAUCUCAACACCGUCCAGGAGACACAGAAGUACACCGUGGAGGUUCCCGGCAUCACCAUCAUGAGGCAAUCAAACCGCUUCUUCUUCUGUGGGCACACCUCGGGGAAGGUCUCCCUGCGGGACCUGCGCACGUUUGUGGUGGAACACGAGUUCGACGCGUACUCGGGCAGCUUGUCUGAUUUCGAUGUCCACGGGAACCUGCUGGUGACCUGUGGCUUCUCCAGCCGGAUGAACGGCCUGGCCUGCGACCGCUUCCUCAAGGUGUACGACCUGCGCAUGAUGCGGGCCACCACCCCUCUGCAGGUCCACAUCGACCCCUUCUUCCUCCGUUUCAUCCCCACCUACACCUCCCGCCUGGCCAUCAUCUCCCAGACAGGUCAGUGCCAGUUCUGUGAGCCCACUGGCCUCGCCAACCCUGCUGACAUCUUCCAUGUGAACACCGUCGGGCCCCUGAUCAUGACCUUCGAUGUCUCGGCCAGCAAGCAGGCCCUGGCCUUUGGUGACUCUGAGGGCUGUGUCCACCUCUGGGCUGACUCCCCAGAGGUCACCUUCAACGCCUACUCCCGGGAGACUGACUUUGCCUUGCCCUGCAUUGUGGACACGCUGCCUCACUUGGACUGGAACCAGGACCUCAUGCCGCUCUCGCUCAUCCCCGUGCCGCUGACCAGUGACACUCUGCUCUCUGACUGGCCUGCAGCCAACUCUGCCCCGGCACCCCGGCGAGCCCCCCCGGUAGAUCCUGAGAUCUUGCGCACCAUGAAGAAGGUGGGGUUUAUCGGUUACGCCCCAAACCCAAGGACCAAGCUCCGCAACCAGAUUCCUUAUCGGUUAAAAGAGACGGACAAUGAGUUCGACAGCUUCAGCCAAGUCCCCGAGUCCCCCAUUGGGCGGGAAGAGGAGCCACACCUCUACAUGGUGGCCAAGAAGUACAGGAAGGUCACCAUCAAAUACUCCAAGCUGGGGCUGGAAGAUUUUGACUUCAAGCAUUACAACAAGACUCUGUUUGCAGGCCUGGAGCCCCAUAUCCCCAACGCCUACUGCAACUGCAUGAUCCAGGUGCUGUAUUUCUUGGAGCCAGUCCGUUGCCUGGUCCAGAACCACCUGUGCCAGAAGGAGUUCUGCCUGGGCUGUGAGCUGGGCUUGCUCUUCCACAUGCUGGACCUGUCCCGAGGAGACCCCUGCCAGGGAAGCAACUUUUUGCGGGCUUUCCGCACAAUCCCGGAGGCUUCGGCGCUGGGGCUGAUCCUGGCUGACUCGGACGAAGCCACGGGGAAGGUGAACCUGGGGCGGCUGAUUCAGAGCUGGAACCGUUUCAUCCUUACUCAGCUGCACCAGGAAACCCAGGAGCAGGAGGGACCACAGGCGUAUCGAGGGGCUGGCAGCAGCAGCUUUGGGUCCUCGGGGGACUCGGUUAUCGGGCAGCUCUUCAGCUGCGAGAUGGAGAACUGCAGCAUGUGUCGCUGUGGCAAGGAAACGGUCCGUGUGUCCUCCACACUGCUCUUCACCCUCUCCUACCCUGAGAGCACUGAAAAGCCAGUCAAAGAUUAUGAGUUUGCCCAAAUUUUAAAGCGAAGCAUCUGCUUGGAGCAGAACACACAAGCCUGGUGUGAGAACUGUGAGAAGUACCAGCCCACGGUCCAAACCCGGAACAUCUGCUGUCUGCCAGAUGUCCUGGUCAUUAACUGUGAGGUGAACAGCUCCAAGGAGGCAGAUUUCUGGAAGACACAGGCUGAGUAUUCCUUUCAGAGAGCCAUGAUGAAGAGAGGAGGCUUUGAGAUCACCAAAGGCAAAGAAAUCUCACUUGGAGAGUGGAAAGAUCUGGGGAACCCCGAGACGGGGCAUUCAUAUCCUUCUGUGGAGGAACUGAAGAAUAUUUGGAUCCCCCAUGCCAUCAAGAUGAAGCUGACCAAGAGCAAGGAGCUGGAUGUCUGCAACUGGAGUGAGAAUGAUGAGCUGAGCCCAACUGAUGACCCCGAGUCGGUCUAUAUCUAUGACCUAAUGGCCACAGUCGUCCAUAUCCUGGAUUCCCGCACGGGGGGCAGCCUGGUGGGGCACAUCAAAGUGGGAGAGACCUACCACCAAAGGAAGGAGGUGAGGAGAGCUGUGGGAUGGGAGCUCUGGUAUCUCUUCAACGACUUCCUCAUCGAGCCCGUGGAUAAGUGUGAGGCAGUGCAGUUUGACAUGAGCUGGAAGGUGCCAGCUAUCCUGUACUACGCCCGGAGGAACCUCAACGCCAAGUACAACCUCGUCAUCAAGAACCCCAUCGAGGCCAACGUGCUGCUGGCAGAGGCCUCCCUGGCUCGCAAGCAGCGCAAGUGCCACGCCACCUUCAUCCCCCUCAUGUUGAGCGAGAUGCCACAGGCAGGCGACCUGGUGGGGCUGGACGCUGAGUUUGUCACGCUGAACGAGGUCAGGACUCGGGGGACGGGNACCAAAUCCACCAUCAAGCCCAGCCAGAUGUCGGUGGCCAGGAUCACGUGUGUGCGUGGGCAGGGCCCAAACGAGGGUGUCCCCUUCAUCGAUGACUACAUCUCCACCCAGGAGCAG